Oncorhynchus keta (chum salmon) is the source of this 4878-nucleotide messenger RNA. RefSeq names its product pantothenate kinase 3-like. Gene Ontology annotation, cellular component: cytosol; nucleus. The transcript is spliced from 7 exons. Gene Ontology annotation, molecular function: ATP binding; pantothenate kinase activity. The record is from RefSeq and is a predicted model, not a curated record. Lineage: Eukaryota; Metazoa; Chordata; Actinopteri; Salmoniformes; Salmonidae. The coding region runs from base 386 to 1795 and encodes 469 amino acids. Gene Ontology annotation, biological process: coenzyme A biosynthetic process.
CUCGAAAAGCUGCGGCAAGAGGAGCAUGAUAAAGCAAUGUAAUAAUAAUACCCACAGGGGAAAUUGGGGGUUGUAAGAAACAGCCUGUAUACAAUGACGUAGGCUGCUGGCUGUUUUAAUUCUGAAGCUGCCGCAAGAGGAGCAUGAUGAAGCAAGAUGACCGACAGUGACCCAUAGAUUGUAUAAAGACAGUGACCUUAGUCAAACGUUCUAGCAGUUGUUGUCCCAUUAUCCACAUCGACCAAACAUCAUUAUUUUUUUAUCGUCGUAAUAGAUCUUUACCAAAUAGCCUGACAUUCUUUUGAAGAAACAUCGCCGAGGAAAGCGGACAGAUUUCGCCUUUCGGAGACUGCCCGCUAGUGCUUUCCCUGCGCAAAAAAAAAAAAUGGAUAAUGGCAAAGCAUCGGAUCAGAAAAGAACAUGCGCUUGCCAAGAGAAUGGUUUGACAAAUGGAUUCAAGCCUACACAAACUGACAACGGGAGCUGCAAUGUUUUAGGUUCAAACGGAACCAGUAGCAGUGGUAGUGGCGGGUGUAGUAGUAGUAGUAGUAGUAGUAGUAGUGGUGGUGGUGGUUGUAGCCAUAAUGGAAUUGAAAAUGUCCACCAUCUUCAGGAGGAUGCCCAUAAUAAUGGGUCGCCUCCAAAGCGGUGCAGACUCAGGAGAAGAAUGGAUUCUGGCAAAAAGAACCGACCGCCCUUCCCCUGGUUUGGGAUGGACAUCGGCGGCACCCUGGUGAAGCUGGUUUACUUUGAGCCUAAGGACAUCACGGCGGAGGAGGAGCAGGAGGAGGUGGAGAGCCUGAAGAGCAUCCGCCACUACCUGACCUCCAAUGUGGCCUACGGCGACACAGGCAUCCGCGAUGUCCACCUAGAGCUGAAAAACCUGACCAUGUGCGGCCGGAAGGGCAACCUGCACUUCAUUCGCUUCCCCACCCAAGACAUGCUGGGCUUCAUCCAGAUGGGCAGAGACAAGAACUUCUCCAGCCUGCACACCACACUCUGUGCCACCGGCGGAGGGGCGUACAAGUUUGAGGACGACUUUAGGACGAUCGCCAACCUAGAGCUACAGAAGCUAGAUGAACUGGACUGUCUUAUCCAUGGUCUUCUCUAUGUGGACUCAGUGGGGUUCAAUGGCCAUCCAAAGUGCUACUUUUUCGAGAACCCCUCUGAUCCCGAGAGUGAGAACUGUGUCAAGAAAGCAUGUUGCCUUGACAACCCCUUCCCCAUGUUGUUGGUAAACAUUGGCUCAGGGGUCAGCAUCCUGGCAGUCUAUUCGAAGGACAACUACAAACGGGUCACAGGCACCAGUUUGGGAGGUGGUACUUUCCUAGGCCUGUGCUGCUUGCUGACUGGCUGCGAGACUUUCGAGGAGGCCCUGGAAAUGGCAGCGAAGGGGGACAGCAGCAACGUGGACAAACUGGUGAAGGACAUCUACGGAGGAGACUAUGAACGCUUCGGCCUCCAGGGGUCUGCAGUUGCAUCUAGUUUUGGUCAUAUGAUGAGCAAGGAGAAGCGUGUCAGCAUCAGUAAGGAGGACCUAGCCCGAGCCACUCUCGUCACCAUCACCAACAACAUUGGUUCUAUUGCUCGUAUGUGUGCGGUGAAUGAGAAAAUUGAAAGAGUGGUGUUUGUUGGGAAUUUCCUGAGAAUCAAUACUGUGUCAACGAAGCUGCUUGCGUAUGCCAUGGACUUUUGGUCCAAAGGACAAUUAAAAGCUCUCUUCUUAGAGCAUGAGGGUUAUUUCGGGGCCGUCGGUGCCUUCCUGGAACUACUGAGGAUAACAGAUGACCUUUGAGACAGAGACAGACCGAGGCGAAACCCUAACUCUCACCACAAGACACUGCUACUGACUGGACGAAAUGGGGAAAAUACAUUUGAAUAAUUUAACUGUUUUAAGAGGUUCUACUAAUUGUCCUCCUCCUCGUCUGCUGAUGUUUAAGAAAAUAGAUUUUCAAUAUUAUGAAUGCAGGCUGGAGGAGAUGAGGUUGGUGUUUUAUUUGCCACUGAAAAGCAAACCUGGGUACCGAUUGUUUAUAAAAACCCCAACUGUAUAUUGAAUGUGUGAUUAAGCCAAACGCUACUGACCCCUGAUCCUUCGUGUGUAUUUGCUUUUGUUUACUUUUUUCGUGAUCUGAGACCCCCCCACCCCCCCUAAAAAAUGUUUAUCUUAUUGGUCCUUUAUUUGUUUAAUUUAAAUUGUAUAAAGUACUUACAAGACGCAAGUAGUUACAUUGAUCUUUAACUUAAAGCAUUAGCUUACAAUGAGCUUUUGCACUUUUCUUCUAAUCAAUCGUCCUAUCCCAAUGUUCUGUGAUAUGAUUUGAGAUAUAAUCAAAUGUAUUACCCUACUGAAUAUGUGAAUCGUACGCAGUUACUCUUAUCAACCCAUUCUGUCAACCCGUCAUCUGUGGAUUUGCCAAUUUGUGGAAUAUGGACCAUUAAGCAAUAGCUAAAUUUGACUGAUAAUGUUGCGGGUUGAUUUUGCUUAAUAAUACGCUGAAAAAUCUUAGAACAUUUUACAUAAUGCAUCUAUUUUUAUCAGUGGCAGUAGAAUGACCAGUGCCCAAAAUCCUAAGUCUGUAUUCACUUGAAUCCAGUAUUAUGUAUAUUCUUUCCUGUCCCAUGCCUUAUAAUUCCAUUGCUGUUUUACUGAAACAGUUCACUUUGGAACCAAGCCUUCAGUACUAAAUUAUCCUUAGAAACCUCACAAAAUAGACCCUGUCUGUGACUCCACUUUCCAGGGGAGUUGGGAUAUGCAGAAAAACACAUUUUCAAUUCACACAUGCGUAUUAAUACACACAUGCACGUGUUUGAAAUAAGACAAAUAUAAACAACCACCUAAUUAUCAUUAUUAAGUUCAUGUUCCUCAGCAAAGCCAAAUCACUGACUCACUAAGCAGUGCUACGCAAAGUGUUCACCUCUAUGUGAAGAGACUUUAACAAUAUUUACUUACUACAGUUGUUUUCAUUGUCAUCAAAGAUGGGGAUCAUUUAUGCCUGCCUUCCUACCUGUAAUAAUCAGUAUGUGCUUUAUGAUAGUCAUUUCAUAUUUGUUUUGGAUGUACUGUGCUGAGUACUCUAGUCGAAAGGAGAUUUGACUCUCCUACUGGAUCUCUUGGUUAAAUUUCAUGACAUUUCAUGAUGGCAUUUUGGUUUCAAGUGAAACUGCAUAGCUGGCCUGUGAACCGCUGUGAGCUGCAUACCCUUCUGCCUUCCUGUCCACUUCAGAGGGUCCCACGACCAACUUCCUCAUCCAAACAAUACAUCCAUGCUGUAUCUGAAAUGGCAUCCUAUUCCCUAUAGCGUGAUACUUUGGAACAGAUCACGCUUUUCCAUAUAUAAUUCACCAGUGGUGAUUUUAGCAUGUAAAUCUUGGUGUGGAAAACUCCCCCCCAAUUUUUUUUAGAUGCAUGCCAGCAAAGCCACUACACUACACAACACUAAACAAUACAUUAAUUGCACUAUAACAGUGACAAACGGUGCCCACAAACUGUUAGGGUCCACACAAAGCUGUCCCGACAGCAGAGCUUUCUUUUCAGCACCAUGGAGUGAAUCUUUACCACCGCUACACCUGGUUAUCAGCGGAGCCUUGUCUGGCAGCAAAACAAUUCAUUCAGCCUGGUUUACUGCCUUUAAAAAAAACAUAGAUGAUAUGACCAUAUCUCCCUGGCAUAUUACAUCAUUUAUGCAGCAGCAUUUAAGACAUUUUUGGACUCACCUUGCUGUGCGCGGCAGCCGUAUGUUGGCAAAUUUUGUCAUCAAAGAAAAAGAUUUACAAUUUUGAGUUGGAUGACUGUUCAAAACAUAUCUUCCCAGUCUGACUUCCCAGUUGCAAUGCUUGCUGUUAGCCACUGUCACCGAUUCCUUCCAAACAACUCAUUGUUGAAUUUGCGAUUUCCAAGUUGUUGUGUAAUGUUUAUGUCUAUGUAUUAGACAUUUAUCUUCAUUAUUUCUCUUCAUAUGACAAGGAUUAAAAAGGAUUUGCCAGUUGAUUUAUGAUGAUGACUGCUAGCUAAGAUUUUGAAAGUAAGAUGUUGACAUGAUCAGUCCAAUCAAAGCUACUGUACAUAUAACGUGAUUUGAUGUCAUUUUGUCUGUGGUCAUUGACGUUGAGCCUUCUUGGAAGGGCACUUCUAAUGUAACUCUAUGGGCAGCACCCAAAGGGCUCACAUUCUUGAUGUCUACCCUUGCUAAAGGCUAGUGAUGUAGUGUCCCCAUGAGUGACAGAACACUGAGCCAAUCACGGUGCAAUGCUCCUAUUUUCUGCUGGCCUGCCCCACCACAGAAAGCACUGAGCUAGGCUGAAACACCUGUAUUUUGGAGCUGCCUGUUUGUAUGCGGCUUUAUUAACUCUUUAUUAACAACUUUUUGUUGCAUUGUUUGCAAACUGAUAUGUGACAUGUAUUAAUGCCAAAAUAACAUGCAAAACAGCCCCCCAAAAAAAAAAAAAUACAUCUGCCCCACCUACCCUGAAUGACGGGUCGCCACUGUACAUCUGCUCCACCUACCCUGAAUGACGGGUCGCCACUGUACAUCUGCCCCACCGACCCUGAAUGACGGGUCACCACUUUUGACCAGGGCGAUGAUUUUGAUCAAUAGUAGCGCAUUAUAUAAGGAAUAUGAUGCCAUCUUGGACUCAUCCCCAAACUGACUUCCCUAAACAUCAUACGUUUAUUUUUUUUAUCCCAAUUUAACCUGGUGGAGUUUUCAGCUAUAAGUUAGGACAGAUUUUUAAAUGUGCUUUAUGAAUUGAAUUACUGCAUACAUGUCAUGGCAAAUAAUAUAUGUAACUCUGAACCUGAUUGAACUGGAUUACAGAGCUGAGUCUUGCUAUGAAUUCAGUUUUGCUUGUCGUCAUUAAAACUGUUCUCUAACCUGA